This is a messenger RNA of Staurois parvus, 392 nucleotides long. The record is from the annotation of a GenBank genome assembly. Lineage: Eukaryota; Metazoa; Chordata; Amphibia; Anura; Ranidae.
AUGCAGACUGCUUCUACAAACAUUUGUGAAAGACUGUGCAGUAAGUCCAUCCGUGAAAUUUCCUUGCUACUAAAUAUUCCAUGGUCAACUGUUAGUGGUAUUUUAAAAAAGUGGAAACAACUGCGAAGAACAACAGCAACUCAGCCACAAAGUGGUAGGCCACGUAAAAUUACAGAGCGGGGUCGAUGCAUGCAGAAGUUGACAACUCUCUGCAAAAUCAAUAGCUAAAGACUUCCAAACUUCAUGUGACCUUCAGAUUAGUACAACAACAAUGUGUAGAGAGCUUCAUGGAAUGGGUUCCCAUGGUUGAGCAGCUGUAUCACCUUACAUCACCAAGUGCAAUGCAAAACAUUGGAUGCAGUAGUGAAAAGCACACUGCCACUGGCCUCUAG